AUGGCUUCAGUUCAGGCUCUCCAGGUCUUCCCUAGACGGCAUUACUCAGCCGAAGCCACGGAACCCUCUGCAGAAACCAAGCAGAGUGAGACGAAGGGCGAAAAGUCCGCUGAGACUCCUCCAAAUCCCCUGGAGGAAAAGCUCAAGGCAAAAGAAAAUGAAGUCGCUGAUUUGACCAGUCGACUACGCUAUCUCCAAGCCGAUUUCUUGAACCUGCAGCGGAAUGCAGCGCGAGAGAAGGAGCAGACGCGUGACUUUGCCAUCACUCGCUUCGCUUCAGACCUUCUUGAGACCGUAGACGUGCUCUCAAUGGCUCUGAAGUCGAUUCCUCCAUCCGCCUUAUCACCCCCAGAAGCCUCCUCCGAGUCACCCGCUUCCGAAUCGACUUCUUCCUCGACGUCGAAUUCAAAAUCGGCCCUGGAGUAUCUUCGCGAGCUACACCAGGGAGUCGAGAUAACCCAGCGGCAGCUACUGCAAACGCUUUUCAAAUACCACGUCAAGCCGUUUGACCCCACUGGCGACCAAUUCGACCCGAACCUGCAUGAAGCACUGUAUCAGGCUCCGAUACCCGGGAAAGAGCCUGGCAGUGUGAUUGACUGUCAAAAGAUGGGAUACAUGAUUAAGGACCGUGUGCUCCGUGCGGCGCAAGUGGGUGUCGCUCAGGAUACGCAGUCAUAG
Messenger RNA from Pleurotus ostreatus (oyster mushroom), 678 nucleotides. RefSeq names its product Mitochondrial matrix cochaperone (gene MGE1). Lineage: Eukaryota; Fungi; Basidiomycota; Agaricomycetes; Agaricales; Pleurotaceae. Gene Ontology annotation, molecular function: protein homodimerization activity; protein-folding chaperone binding; adenyl-nucleotide exchange factor activity. The transcript has 3 exons. Gene Ontology annotation, biological process: protein import into mitochondrial matrix; protein folding. The record is from RefSeq and is a predicted model, not a curated record. Gene Ontology annotation, cellular component: PAM complex, Tim23 associated import motor. The coding region runs from base 1 to 678 and encodes 225 amino acids.